AUAUGAGAUGCGACUUCAAAAUCACCAUGGAAACCAGUUAGAUUGAAAACCAUAGGUACCAUAAUACCCGUUCACCCGGUUCCGCAGUGGAGAAACAGCUCAAUAAAUGUGAAACUGAAACUGCUGGAUUAAUUGAAUUAUCAAUCAACAGGGAAAUAAUAUACAACAACUUUUAUUUUGACUUGAUUUCUCUUUAGUAUCUGAGUAUUUUUGAGGGCUCAUUGUUGUUGGAAGGGGGAAAAUGUGACUUCCACAACCACCUGGAAAGUUCCAGUAAACACAAAGUGUUAUGGCACGUUGUCAUGUGAACUGAUCUUUUCCGCACGUUUAAAAAGCAAAAGUAACAACAGAGUGAGUCACAGUUCAGGAACUCUACAGACGCCUCAUCUCUGUCUGUCUGUAAUUUACAUGUUUAAAGUGGAUUUUGAGCAGUUUAGUAACAUGUUUACAUUCUGGACUUUUAUUCUCUGUUUGACUUUCAUCGUCUGGACUCCGGUUGAAGGUCAGUCUGAGGUGAUUGGGUCAACUCAGCCAAUCAUCGCUUCUCCAGGUGAUGACGUCAUCCUGCCAUGUCACCUGGACCCUGAGUUCAACGUGAAGGGGCUGACGGUGGAGUGGUCGAAGCCCGAUCUGAAGCCUGACCCCUCAGAUCGGUUGAGUCGGGUCGCGUACGUCCAUCUUUACCGGGACAGACGCGAAGUCCCCGACAUGAAGAUCCCAGCGUACCUCAACAGGACGGAGCUGUUCACAGAUGAACUGGAGCGCGGAAACAUUUCACUCAAGAUCAUGAACGUGACGCUGGCAGAUGAAGGGAGAUACAGAUGUUUCAUCCCCAAGUUGGAGAGCAGAGUGCAGUUUGCAAUUGUUGAACUUGUUGUUGAAUCAAAGUCUGAUGAAACCUGGACAACAGAGACGCCGCUGCAUCUCCAAACUCCUGAUCCAACGGAUGAGACGGAUGUAGAAGGUGGUCGUCACAGUCGGAGAGCUCUGAUCUCAGGUUUGGCGAUUGGCUGCAUCUUACUAAUCUUCGGUGGUCUAGUUGGUGGAUAUUUAUUUAAACAAAGGCGUCAAAAAACAAAUCAUCCAAAGCAUGACAUCGUUGAAAGCAAAUCACCUUCAGUCUAGCUGACUUGCUCCAACGUACUUUACUGGCUGAUGUUAAAGGAGAUGAGAGCGUUAAACUCACCUGGAUCCUUCUGGGGAUUUAAACCGGACACAUGUGGACUCACUGGAUCAGCAUUAGGGGGGUUUCUACAGCAGAUACAAGUUUUCUUUGUCCACAGCUCACCUGAAGCUCCUAGAUGGAUCCUGGCUGGAGGAAUGCUGAUCCCCAAAGUGAAAAAAAGUGAUUUUUAAAAGCACCACCUGACUUAAAACUGACUUAAACCUUCCUGAAAACGAUUGAUUUAGAUCCACAGCCUGGAUAAGAACUGUGCCAGAACUCUUAAUCCACAUGAUAAGCAGCAGGAUCGCUUUGCAUUGAAAAACUCUGAACAUCUGUGGCAGCACUUUAAACUUUACACCUCGUCCAUCAUUUCCAACUUUAACCUUGUUGGUCGUUGGGCAACCAGAGGCGACCUCAAAGAGACCCACGAAUAAGAAGAGAAAGGUCUCAAUGCUUCAUAAACCUUUUCUUUAUCUUUUGGUUCUUAAUGUCCUUCUCUGGAGGAGGAUAAUUAUCAGAUUUAUUUUGUGUUGAACAGUCUUUUCAGGGACUUUCUUGCUUGUCAGAGAAAUACGAGUUAAAUAUGUUUUAAAUAUGAACUCACUCGAUGGAAGAAAGUCUUAUUAGCAACAAGCUUGGGAGGGAAAAUCAUCAAACUGCUGUAAAGUACCAAAAGACAUGAUUUAUUUCAAC
Thunnus maccoyii (southern bluefin tuna) is the source of this 1858-nucleotide messenger RNA. Its product is annotated as myelin-oligodendrocyte glycoprotein-like. Bases 409 to 1125 code for a protein of 238 amino acids. Lineage: Eukaryota; Metazoa; Chordata; Actinopteri; Scombriformes; Scombridae. The record is from RefSeq and is a predicted model, not a curated record. The transcript has 5 exons.